AUGGAAAUAGACGCGCUAUCGCGCAUUGCCGCUGGCCUGAUUGUCAGGGUCCCUGACAUCGCGACCACCGAGCUCGAGCCUCCCCAACCGGAAGAUAUCGCUAUACAAAAGGCUCUUGAUGAGGUCCUUGAGUAUCAUAGAGUUCACCGGCCUAAGAAUACAAUGAAAAACUAUGAGCCAAAGCAGAAGGAGUGGAAGGCCUGGUGCAAAAAGAUGGGCUUCAAGGAAGGCGGCAGAUAUCUUCCAGGAGACUAUGUUGACGAAGGGAAGCUCCUCCUCUUUAUUAAAGAGGAAGUUGCUAGCCGCCCUCCACGCCGCGGACAGAGGCUCAAGGCAGAGAGGAAGCGCAAGAGAACAGCAGCAGAAGUACUGUCAGAAGGGCCUCCCUCUAAGCGGAAGAGAGAGAAGAUCAGUGUUCCCUCUAUGGCGUUUGAAGAGCUACCUGUUGAGAGCGAUGAUGACGAGGCUUGCUCUGAACUUGUCCUGAUAUACAAUACUGCACAUCAGACCUCAUUAGGCCUCCACAAUGCAGCGCGACCACAGAGGGUGGCUAUGACUGCUCUGAAGACAUCGAUUGCCCGAGGCCAGCACCAACGCCAAUAUGAUGAGUUUACGGACUGUGGGCUAGCUACUAUACGAGAUGGAUAUGUUGCUUCUCAGAUUCCUAAUCUUACAAGAAAGGUCUGGGCCCAGUGCCUAGGGCAGAAUCAGAUUGAGCAACAGUUCCAUACACAGCUAUGCUUUCUUUUUGGCAACUCUAUGCUGCUAAGAUUAAGCAAUCGGCUGCCUAUGGAACUGCCAGGUCUAUUCUCAAUGCCCCUGCCUAAUGAAGGGCUAAAAGGCAAAGACUAG
Molecule: messenger RNA, 852 nt
Organism: Talaromyces stipitatus ATCC 10500
Lineage: Eukaryota; Fungi; Ascomycota; Eurotiomycetes; Eurotiales; Trichocomaceae
Exons: 4
Coding region: 1-852 (283 amino acids)
Source: RefSeq, a predicted model, not a curated record